AUGAUUAUCUUGGUGUUACCUUUUGAUCUUGACCUUUCUCGCGAUCUCGACGCGACUCGUGACGAGGUUUCAUCACAUCGCCAAGGCCUGUCGCGUCAUCCUGCACGUUUAAUCCGUGUGGAUGGAAUAGGAGUAUUUCGCAAUACCAAGAUACUAAAGUUGCCUACUUACCCUUUGCGCGCGACAUCGGGCAAACUUUGA
Messenger RNA from Penicillium oxalicum, 201 nucleotides. RefSeq lists its product as uncharacterized. The transcript is spliced from 3 exons. NCBI's taxonomy places the organism in Eukaryota, Fungi, Ascomycota, Eurotiomycetes, Eurotiales, Aspergillaceae. Bases 1 to 201 code for a protein of 66 amino acids. The record is from RefSeq and is a predicted model, not a curated record.